This is a messenger RNA of Mobula hypostoma (lesser devil ray), 4000 nucleotides long. It is a transcript of the gene elp4, whose product is annotated as elongator acetyltransferase complex subunit 4. The coding region runs from base 8 to 1135 and encodes 375 amino acids. Gene Ontology annotation, biological process: tRNA wobble uridine modification. The record is from RefSeq and is a predicted model, not a curated record. The transcript has 10 exons. NCBI's taxonomy places the organism in Eukaryota, Metazoa, Chordata, Chondrichthyes, Myliobatiformes, Myliobatidae. Gene Ontology annotation, cellular component: transcription elongation factor complex; cytoplasm; elongator holoenzyme complex.
CAGGAAGAUGGCGGCGCGCUCGGGCACGAGCUUCCAGCGGAGGGCCCGCAAUCAGCGGACGUCGGUGCCGGGAACCCGGCCGUCGGUGCAUAACGGGCAGCUGCUGCUCUCCACCGGGGUGCCUUCCCUUGACUACGUGAUAGGAGGUGGCCUAGCUGUUGGAACUCUUCUCCUUGUUGAAGAAGACAAAUAUGAAAGCUACUCACAGAUGUUACUGAAGUAUUUUGUAGCGGAAGGUAUUAUUUGUGGACAUUCUCUUUUCAUUGCAUCUGCCAAAGAUCAUCCAAAGGACAUAUUGCAGGAGCUCCCUGCCCCUUUGCUUGAUGAUGUAAUCGAGACUGAGGAAUCUAACAAAGAGAAGGAGUCCAAUUCAGUGGAUAUCACUUCUUCAUCUGCACUCCAGAGUUCCAUGUCAAUAGCAUGGCGAUACCAAAACUUGCCAAAAGUACAGACAGCCUUGACGUCCUCCUCCAGAUUUGGUCAUUAUUACGAUGUUUCUAAAACAAUGAGUUCUGAACUUCAGCACUCAGUCAACUGCCACAGCUUUUUCCUACCCGAGGAAGUUCCAUUGGAUCCAGUCGGUACUGAAACUGGUAACAUGAACUUUGGUUACGUCAAGCUGCUUAGAGCCAUACAGAGAGUCAUCCGUGAGGAAGGAUUUGAUGGAACCGGUCCCCAGACUAAACAGAGGAACAUCCUGCGGAUAGGAAUCCAUUCACUUGGCUCAGUAUUAUGGGGAGACGAUGUUGGCCUUAAUGAAAACCCUGAAUCUGCGUACAGUCUGACUAAAUUUCUGUAUGCACUCCGUGGACUUCUCAGAACAUCUCUCUCUGCUUGUAUUAUUACCGUGCCAGCAUACCUCAUCCAGAACAAAGCAGUUAUAGGCCGUGUGGCAAAAUUAUCAGAUACUGUGAUUGGCCUUGAAUCAUUUAAUGCUUCUGAGAGGGAAACCAAUCCAAUCUACAAGGACUAUCACGGUUUAUUCCAUGUUCGUCAGCUUCCUCGGCUUAAUUGUUUAAUCUCUGAUGUGCCUGAUACAAAGGACCUUGCAUUCAAAUUGAAACGAAAAUUGUUCACUAUUGAGCAGGAACCUAUGAAGGAAGCCACCUGGAUACCCAGGAGUGAAAAAACAUAAAUCCCACCAUGCAAGGAAAGAAGGGUGGUACACAACAAGCCCUGUCCACAAAACAGCUAAAAACGCUUGGAAAAACAACCAAAACUGGACUGCCAGCUUAGCCGCCUCUCAAGAUAUUGAAUAAGAACUUCAGAAAUAGGAGCUGGUUAGACCAUUUUAAUGCUUCAUCAGACCUGUCAUUAAUCAGUCCCAACUGAUCUUCUAGCUCAGUACCAUUUUCCUGCACUAUCACAAAAUCUGAAGAAGUGAUGUACUCAUCAGUUAUGGACUCUUGAGCAAUGGCAAAAUGUCCUAUCUGGAUUAAUUUGGGCCAUAUAGGAAUUUUGUUUGGUUCAGUGAGUUCUCUUCUUACUAUUCUAAACAUAGAACACUACAGCACAGUACAUCAUGUGGUGCCGACCUUUUAACCUACUCUAAUAUCAAUCUACCCUUCUCUCCUACGUAGACCUGCAUGCUUCUAUCAUCUGUGUGCCUAUCUUAAGAAUUUCUUAAGUGUCCUUAUUGUAUCUGCCUCUACCACACCCCUGCGUUAAAUGCACCCAGUACUCGCUACAUAAAAACACUUACCUCUGAAUCGUCCCUGUACUUCCCUCCAAACACCUUAGAGUUUUGACUUCAUGACUUCAUUUUAGCCAUUUCCACCCUGGGAGAAGUUCCCUGACUAUUCACUCUGUCUAUGCCUCUUAUCUUGUUCACCUAUGUGUAGUCACCUCUCAUCCUCCUUUGCUCCAAUGAAAAAUGCCCUAACUCGCUCAACCUAAGAAGACUAAAACUGUUUCUUACUAUCUUACUAUUCCAUGAAUAGAGUCAUCUAUAACACUUGCAUUUGAACCCUCUUGUAAUAAGGACCAGCCUGUUGUUUGCCCUUCUAAUUGCGUGCUACUUCUAAAUGUUUAUAACAUUCAGAAACAUUCCAAAACUAUCACCCACUGUCUUAAACUAUAAAUGGUUAUGAUAUAAAGAAAAUAUUCUAAAUCUAUUAGAUUUCCACCUUCUGCAGUUUCCUGUUUAAAAUAGUGCUGGUGAAGCGCAGUGAUGACUUGCUGCCAGCAAACAAAAAUACUAAUUACUUUAUUAAUCACACAUCUUGUCAAAAACAAUCAUUACAAUCAGUAGCCUGUAACAUCCAUAUCACUGUUGAACCACCUGUACAACCUGGCGUUGAAGUCUCGAAGGUGCAGGAUAGUUGUGCACGGCGUGUAUGGGCCAAAUCGAGAUUGUGGAGCACAGCCCCAAGAGCAGGGAUGAAGCCGAUGUUCAGCGAUUAUUGAGGUGGUUUUGUAAGCGAUUUGAGGCUGCAGAGUCAAGGCAGGGGGGCCCUGCCCCAAAAGUGAGGAAUAAGCCGAUGCUGGACCAAUUUAAGCACCAAGCCAGAUUGGAAAGGUCAGGUACAGGCUGAAUCGAUGUAGCAGCUCCCGGGCCCAAACGUAGCAAAGUGGCAGGGCCCAGGUCCGAGAGCACUGGGCCAGAUUGUAAAAGUCAGGGUGUCAGGGCUGGUGGAGUGGAACAGGCUGGUGUUCAGCUGGCUUCUCAGUGAGGUCUGCUCAUCACUGCACUGAACUAAUGGGGUCCUGGAUCGGCUAGGACUGUCUUUGUGGGCUGUGAACUCACUUCAUGAAUUUUAGUUCUGAAAGUUAUUUGCUUUUUUUUUAUUGUUUGCAGGAUUUGUUUUUUUUCUGAACACUGGGUGUUUGACAGUCUUCAUUUUUUAAGAGGUUCUAUUUGGUUUCUUUGUUUUGGAGCUGCCAGUAAGGAGGCAAUCUCAAUGUUCAUACAUGCUUUGAUAAUAAAUGUACUUUGGACUUUUAACAUUUGCUUUAAACUCAAAGCAAAAAAACUACAGAAGAUUGAAAUCUGAAAUAAGCGCAAAAGAUGCUGUAAAUACUCAGUAGGUUAGGUGGAGAGAGAAGCACAGUUAAACAUUUCAGGUGAAUAAUAAAACGUGGAGACCACAUUUAAACACUUACAAAUGCACUCAACUUUAAAAAAAACUAAGAAUACUGAACUUGAAGGCUUGUAUUUUUCACAUUCAUGGAAGCAGCAGAGGAGAACUCUAGGUGAUUUGUACAAAUUAACCACAAACAUGUUGUGAAUUUGAUGCAGUUCUGCACCUCUGUUCCUGGCCUCUGUGCAGAUGUACGCUGGAACAUGGUCAACCAAUACCAGUACAUGUCUGUGAGCUAGUUUAGAGUGUCUUUGUUUGCUCACAUAUUUGUGAAAAUUCCACACGUGGUGACAUUUCUCCACAAAAUUGCUUUUAUUAUUUAAAAAACACAAUUUUAAAUUAUUUAUCUGACAGAAUGAUAAUCCACAAGUACAAUAUCAAAAAAUUAAGUAACAGACAAUGGAAAUAAUUUUGCUAACUAUUCCACAUGCAGGACUUUCAAGAAUUUACAAUACAAUUAGUCAUGAAGAAUUAAUAUACUCAUUAGAUCAGUGAUGUUUGGAGAUUACACUGAAGAGGAGUACAAAAAAUGCACUCUUUGAAGAUGAUGAGAAUCACUAGAGUAUUUUUGGACUUCUACGUUUAACUGUGUAUACACACUCAGUGGUUAUUUCAUUAGGGACAUCUCUACACCUCGUUAAUACAAAUCAGCCAAUCAUGUGACAGCAAUUCAAUGCAUAAAAGUAUGCAGACAUAAUCAAGGGGUUCAGUUGUUUUUCAGACCAAACAUCAGAAUGGGGAAGAAAUAUAAUCUAAGUGACUUUGACCGUGGAAUGAUUGUUGAUGUCAGACAGGGCGAUUUGGGUAUCUCAGAAACUGCUGACCUCCUGGGAAAUUCACACACAACACUCUCCAGAGUUUACAGAGAAUGGUGCAAAAGACAAAAAACAUCCAGUAAGCUUUGGAUAGCUCUGGGUCUG